Molecule: messenger RNA, 3285 nt
Organism: Dimorphilus gyrociliatus
Lineage: Eukaryota; Metazoa; Annelida; Polychaeta; Dinophilidae
Source: the annotation of a GenBank genome assembly
AAUACGAUUGUCUGGUAUCGGCUUUAAUCGAUUACUUACUGCUUAAGUGAGGUUUUUUAAACAGCAGUAAGUUUGAAUUCAAGAUGUUCCACCGGCAAUAUUUCCUUUUCGUUGCCUCUAUCGCUGCAGUUUUUCUCGUAAAUACAUGCUAUUCAGCAUCUUAUAUUGCGAAACAUCUUGAAAAUGAUUCGAAAAAAAUAGACGAAAAAAAUACUGUACUAGACAAACUACACUUGGGCUGCUUUAAGGACAAAGCAGAUGAUAAAGACCUCCCUCAACACAUCUGGGCUUCUGAUACGAACACAAUAAAAAGUUGUAUUGAUGGAUGUCGACAACAAGGCUUUAGAUUUGCUGGUGUGCAGAAUGCGAGAGAUUGCUUUUGUGGAAAUAACCUUCAUAGAAAGCAUUCAACUGCCGAUAAUUGUAAUAAACAUUGUCCUGGAAAUGGAGGACAAAUUUGCGGUGGAGAAAAUGCUAAUAACGUUUAUAAUGUUCCCAAAGAUCCUAGAUAUAAUGGAUGUUAUCAGAGUGCUUUUAAUACAAUCCUAUGGGAUAAGAGAAAUCCACAAGCAGCACGACAUUGUAUUGAAGCUUGCGCUAAAAACAACAAAAUGUAUGCUUCCGUUAGAGAAGGAGAUUGUAAAUGUUCCGAUGAAUUUCCAGCAACAUCUGUACAAGAGAGCGAAUGUUCCGUUUCUUGUCCAAGAUAUUUUAUGGAAAAUUGCGGUGGAAAAAAUGCCGACGCAAUUUACGAAACAGAACUUGCUCAAAGAUUAGUUGCGCCUUAUAAGAGGGAUAUGGUAAAAUUAUAUGAUCCAACUGGGUCAGUUAGAGCAAUUCAAACUAGCCUAUUCAGUCAAUACCCAAAAUUGCGUUCUAUCAUUACAAAGACUCUUGUUAUACACUCCGAAACAACUCCAAAGAUCCCGUUAAAAGAUCCGAUCUGCAGUGAUGACUGCUACAAGCCAUGCGGGAGAAUAUAUCAUCCAGAAGGAUUGAAGGACAAUGAUGAUGAAGUUAUUCUGAGAUUCUUUUUCUUUAACUUAAAGAAUCUACCCACAUACGUUGGACCAAAUGCUAAAAAAGUUUAUAUUUAUGCUCAAACCAUCCUCCUUGAAGAAAGCCUCACGUUAACUUACUCCCUUCAUAUUAAAACUCGCCAAUUGUUUAUCAACUAUGGAAAAGCGCAAUUUAUUAAUAUUGCUAACGAAGCUACAAUGUUCGACUUUGAUAUGAACACUUACAAGUUGCAUGGACCUAACCAGGAUAUGCUUCACGCAAGGCAAAGUUGGAUGUGCUCUAGCAUAUUACUAGAAGAGAAUCCAAACUCUCAAUAUGCAUUCGCUAUAAUGGACUAUAUUGGUAAUGCAUUUUCCGAUAUAGAAGAAGCUAAAGAUUUAUUUGGAAGUCUUGACGCCAAGAGAUCCCAAAUUACAACAAUAGUGAGAAAGAACAUCAGACCAGUUCCAUUCUAUUCAAAGCAAUUUUUCCUUCAUCUUCUUGAUAAUUACUACAACAAAAUAAGUAUUUAUGACAGCCACUUUAAUGCUAUUCUGGUCGAUACAAUAAAUGCACAAGAUUUCAGAGAAAAGGUUAGGGAAAUGAUUGAUAUACAUUCAAAUGCUAAUAUUGAAGAUGCUUCGUUGGCUUUAUCAGCUUCACUUGGCGCGAUUGAAAGGUCCAACGCAACUUAUUGGAGGUUGAAAAAACAUUACGAAGAAGCUAGAGCUAAUGCAUUAUACUUUGGAGAAGCAUUUAAUAAUAAUACUGUGAACGCAACAAACGGACAGAUUGAAACAGCUUUAGAUAAAUUUGUUAAAGCUAUAGAAACAGUUCUUGAAGGUAUUGAAGACUUUGACCACGACGAUCUUGAAGAGAGUAUUAACUUCUUAGUAGACGGUUUUAUUGGACUUGCUGAAACCCUUAAAAAUUUGGCAGAUACUGUAAGGACAGUUAUGCAUUUUUUCCAAGUGUCUGAAGAUUUGAUGAAAGACCUUGAAGAGGCCAAUAAUGCUACAACUCUUAAAUCAUACGCUGAUAUACUAGAAAGAUCAUCUCGAUUACAGAUUUCAGUAAUCCGAUGGAAUUUACUUAAAAAUUCUGCUGUUACUCUUCUGUCCCACGAAGCAGUUAACUUAAUUCCAGGUAGCCAAGAAUAUCGCGAUUCUUUGAUUAUUGUAUGCAAUUGGGGAGAGGCGCUUACUAGAGCUAUGGUAGAAAAAGCUGAAUUGAUGAGAGAUGCGUUAGAAAAAAGGUUUACGCUACAGAAUAAACAAUUGGAAAAUAAAAGAUACAAAGAAUUAUUUAAGCUUCUCGAACAAAAUUUCGGAAAUAAAGAUAAAGUUCUAAAGGCUAUGGCUGAACAAACCUACGAAGUUAGACUCGACUUGAAUGCUAUACUUAUACAAUUUUGCCGUGCUUACUUUUACGAAAAUCUUCAAGUUUGUAAGGAUAGCUCCAGACCAAAUUUUGGAGAAUCACUUUCUCAACUUUUAUUAAGAAUCAACGCGGCUAGACGAGAUGGUCUUUUGCUUCCCGAUUCUCCGUCAACCAUUAACAGAAUCGUGAAACUAACCGAUAAGCCUGGCCAAUGCUCAGAAGCACAAGAUUGUCCAUUGAAAUUCUUGAAAAGAGAGAGAGCAAUUCUAUAUACAAUAAACACUAAUAGACCGGAAUUGAAUGAUCUUCACAAGUUCAGAGUGUCCGAAUUGGAGAUAACGUUACCAGGAGCAAAGUCUACUGGAGAGAAUAAUAUUCUAAAGAUUUUAAUUCAAUGUUCCGGAUUGUACCAAGGCAAGAAUAGAGGACAGCUUUAUAAUUUCCUUACGAGACCCUUAUCCCUGACUUACGAAUAUAACUUAGAAAAUGGUUUCGUCUCCAUUAAAGCGGAUGUUUACAAACCAUUCCGCAACAUCAUCAACCACAUAACACCGUACACAACUUGGCAAAUAAGAGUUUCUCCUGAUCGAAGCUCCGAUAUAGAUCUUUCAGAAGUGAAAUCUAUAGACAUUAAGUUCAUUGGCUACGCUACGGCCAACCUCCAAUAGAACGAAACCAAAAUUUCAAAUCCUGAUUAAAGAAACAAAUAAAUAAACCUAUUUAAACAUGAAUAAAUUAUGCUGCAACCAACUUAAAAACAUUAUUUGCACUCUUUAAAAUUAUUAAAAUAUAUAUGUAAUAAUAAUAAUCAUCUAUUUUAUAUGUUUACAUAAAAAUUUCCAUAAAAAACAAGCGAUUGAUUAACUAACUUUUCCUUUAUUAAUAAUUUCAUUAUCAUAAAUAUAG